This is a messenger RNA of Candidula unifasciata, 306 nucleotides long. The record is from the annotation of a GenBank genome assembly. NCBI's taxonomy places the organism in Eukaryota, Metazoa, Mollusca, Gastropoda, Stylommatophora, Geomitridae.
AUCGAACAAAUAGACCACUAUGGACAGAUCGAACAAGUAGACCAUCAUGGACAGCUCAAACAAGUAGACCAUCAUGGACAGAUCGAACAAGUAGACCACUAUGGACAGCUCAAACAAGUAGACCACUAUGGAUAGAUCAAACAAGUAGACCACUAUGGAUAGAUCAAACAAGUAGACCACUAUGGAAAGAUCAAACAAGUAGACCACUAUGGAAAGAUCAAACAAGUAGACCACUAUGGAAAGAUCAAACAAGUAGACCACUAUGGAAAGAUCAAACAAGUAGACCACUAUGGAAAGAUCAAACAA